UCUAUUUUUAUUCAUUUACACCCUCCAAAGCAAGAGAGAGACAAUAGCUGCUUUUCUAUAAAUUAAAAGUAAAAAAAAUAGAAAAGAAAAAAAGGACUUACUUUCAGUGUAAAGAUUCUCUUCUACAAAAUUUCUCUAACCCUUGCUCAAGCUUCUUUGCAGAAUCUCACUUCACCAGGUUCACAAAAAAAUCUUGGGACCAUGAUUAAGUUAUUCAAAGUAAAGGAGAAACAGAGAGAGCUUGCUGAAAAUGCAAAUGGAAAGCCACCAGUUAAGAAACAAAGUGCUGGAGAGUUGCGUCUUCAUAAAGACAUCAGUGAACUAAAUCUUCCCAAAACAUGUAGCAUAUCAUUCCCUAAUGGAAAAGAUGACCUCAUGAACUUUGAAGUCACCAUUCACCCUGAUGAAGGAUAUUAUACGGGUGGAACUUUUGUCUUCUCUUUCGAUAUUUCUCCUAUGUAUCCUCAUGAGGCUCCAAAGGUCAAGUGCAAGACGAAGGUUUACCACCCGAAUAUUGACUUGGAAGGAAAUGUGUGUCUCAACAUUCUUCGAGAAGACUGGAAACCUGUGCUCAACAUCAACACAAUAAUCUAUGGCUUAUCUCAUCUGUUCACGGAACCCAAUCACGAGGAUCCCCUCAAUCAUGACGCGGCUGCUGUGUUGAGAGACAACCCAAAGAUAUUCGAAUCAAAUGUCAGGAGGGCAAUGUCUGGAGGAUAUGUAGGGCAAACAUACUUCCAACGUUGCAUGUAGCAUCUCGGAUCGAUGCUGAAUCGAUUAGCUGAUGAAGAUGAUGGAAGUUGAAAACUCUCAAAAGUCUGUAAAAUUGGAUGCAGAUCCAUUUUUCACAAAUGGUCAUUGUGAAAAAAAAUUGGGUGCAAAAUGUGAUUAGGUAUAUGUAAAACUUAGACGUGCAGAAAGUUUUUUGUAUGAUAAAAGUGUGUAAACUUUGCAACUCAUGCAAGAAAAGAUUAAAAAGGUGUAAAGACCUUUGCUUUGGAUAAAGUUAUGUACAAUUUGAAUUUAUGCCCUCGCUA
This is a messenger RNA of Capsicum annuum, 1037 nucleotides long. Its product is annotated as NEDD8-conjugating enzyme Ubc12. NCBI's taxonomy places the organism in Eukaryota, Viridiplantae, Streptophyta, Magnoliopsida, Solanales, Solanaceae. Gene Ontology annotation, biological process: protein neddylation. The coding region runs from base 202 to 753 and encodes 183 amino acids. Gene Ontology annotation, cellular component: nucleus. Gene Ontology annotation, molecular function: NEDD8 transferase activity. The record is from RefSeq and is a predicted model, not a curated record. The transcript is spliced from 6 exons.